GCCCCGCCCGGCUCCAAGGCCGCUUCCUGCGCACUGCCCCGCCCUGCCCCGCUCCGGACGUGCGCGGCGCGGCCAUGGCGGCUGUGGACAUCCGAGAUAAUCUGUUGGGAAUUUCCUGGGUUGACAGCUCCUGGAUUCCAAUAUUAAACAAUGGGAGUGUGUUGGACUAUUUCUCAGAGCGAAGUAACCCUUUCUAUGACCGAACAUGUAACAAUGAAGUCGUCAAAAUGCAGCGGAUGACCCUGGACCAUUUGAACCAGAUGGUUGGAGUGGAGUACAUCCUCCUUCAUGCUCAAGAGCCCAUUCUCUUCAUUAUCCGAAAGCAGCAAAGGCAAUCUCCAACACAAGUUAUACCAUUGGCUGACUACUAUAUUAUUGCUGGAGUGAUUUAUCAAGCACCUGACUUAGGAUCUGUCAUCAACUCCAGAGUUCUCACUGCAGUGCAUGGAAUUCAGUCUGCUUUUGAAGAAGCUAUGUCCUACUGUCGCUAUCACCCAUCCAAGGGCUACUGGUGGCAUUUCAAAGAUCAAGAAGAACGAGAGAAAACUAAACCAAAAGCCAAGAAGAAGGAAGAACCAAGCUCUAUUUUUCAAAGGCAACGGGUAGAUGCUUUGCUUUUAGACCUAAGACAAAAGUUUCCACCCAGAUUUGUUCAGCAAAAGCCUGGAGAAAAACCUAUCCCAGUGGAUCAAAUCAAGAAGGAACCAGAACCAGUCCCUGAAGCUGUCAAGCCAGAGGAAAAAGAGACUGCAAAGAAUGCUCAGAGUGCUGGUGCUAAAGGACCACCUGAAAAACGAAUGAGACUCCAAUGAAGGGAGAAGCUAUUACACAUCUGGAUUAGUCAGUACCUGGAAAACAGAAGGUUCUUGCUCCCUUUUCUUUAUAUUUAAGCUCUUCCACUGAGACUGACAGUUCAGAGACUGAGAUUUCUGUAAAAAUCUCUCAUGCAAAUGUCAUGUGAGCUGCCCCAAAGGAGGUGUUUUCAGUCUUCAUCUUAUUUUGAAUGCUGGCUUCUGAGAAUGGUUUUUACAUGGACAUGUUCCACAGCCUCCUGAUGUCUUUACCAAUUCUUGCAUCAUUUGUGUCUAGAUUUCCUAUGUAAAAAGAAAAAAACCCCACGUUUAUAUAUAAAAAGGAAGUAGAAUUCUUGGCGAAUAAAACUCCUGGCUGCUGGAAUGCCUUUCUUAAAUGUAUACUUUGUUAGUAGCAAAUAUGUCAUAUGUGCUGCAGUUUUUUUUUUUUCUUUUUUUUUAUUUGGAAUAUAUUGUGUUCUAUUCUGAGUACAAAUUGCUGUGCCUCUAGUGUGCUUGGGAUAAAGAUAAAAGAUUUGAUAACUGAACCCUCAAUCCAUGUAGUUAAAUGUCAGAAUGGUCUCAGUUUCUAGGAUAUUCUUGGACACUGGUUUUACUUAAUAGUUAAGCUGAUAGUUUAUUACAGUAGUUAGUGUUUUGGGAGAGAGAUUUAUUACACAAAAUAGGCUAAAAUUUCUUGAUGUUGCACAUUCAGGAAAGCUGUUUAUAUUUCUGAUUUUUCACUGUAACUCAAAUGUAUCAAUCAAAUCUCUUCCUCUGUGCUCCUGGCACUUCCUUGCUCCUGCAUUAGACAUGUGUUUUAGACUUGUGGAAGUGGGAUAGUGGAAGAGAAACAUCACUGACACCUAUAUGCUUAUUUAAGCAUAUUGCUUACAUAAAUAUUUUUUUUCUUUGAAAAAUUAGAAAUGAUCUGUUGAAAAGAAAUUGCUAUUAGUUUGGCUUUGGUCUUUCAUCGAAGUAAUGGAGUAAACAGUGAAAUAGUUUGCUUUCUUUCCACAACUGUUACUUGCUUUCAUGCAGCAAACUGUAGUUAGCAAAAAAAAGUUUGUACACAACAACCAAAAUGUAGAUAGGCAGAAAGAUUAAAGUAUACUUAGAUAGCUGUGUCAAAUUUAUCUUCAGGUUGCAAGACACUCUUUUUCAGUAACUUAGCUCUCCUGUCAGAGCUGUUUAUUACUGAAUGAUAGAAAGACCUGUCAGGACUAUUUAUUACUGAAUGAUAGAAAGAUCCAUGUCAUUUUUAUCAUAUAAUCCAAAGCUGUAAUGUCAAAAGAUAUAGAUAUGCCAAUAGCUGUUCUCAGUUAAUGCAGAUACAGAUCUGAAAUUCAUAUAUUCGUAUACGUAAGUGUGUAUUAGGUUUAUUUCAUAUCUGGAUCAGGUUUGAACAGCCAUAUCUCAAGACGUUGUUAGAAGUAGAUAAUAAACCAGUGUGAACUAUCAGAUCAAGUGAAAACAUAAAAAGCAGUUAUUCUGUACAUACACCUGUAUGUAAUUUGGAAAAAGUUACCAAGGACACACUUAAUGAAGAUCUAGGAUGUUGGGCUUUGGUUGUGUGGGUUUUUUUUGGUGGAGUUUUUUGGUUUGGUUUGGUUUUUUUAAUGGAGAAAAAUUAUCUACCCAAGCACCAAGGAAAUGCUUAACACUAGUAGCAGAAAGAAAACUUGCUUACUGUUGAAGGCACAUACAGCUGUGGCAAAAAAUGAUGCUAGAAUAUGGUAUGAGCAAAAUAUUCUGUCAGUCACUGGACUUCACCUGAAAUAAAAUGUUGUACAAUUCAA
Molecule: messenger RNA, 2590 nt
Organism: Catharus ustulatus (Swainson's thrush)
Lineage: Eukaryota; Metazoa; Chordata; Aves; Passeriformes; Turdidae
Gene: MED6
Product: mediator complex subunit 6
Exons: 8
Coding region: 75-812 (245 amino acids)
Biological process (GO): regulation of transcription by RNA polymerase II
Cellular component (GO): mediator complex; core mediator complex
Molecular function (GO): transcription coactivator activity
Source: RefSeq, a predicted model, not a curated record